CUUGUGUUCUCCAAAAUGCGAGAGCAUCUCGAGCACCCUCCCCGCACUUGGGUGCUUAGAUUAUCUGGAUGACAGACUGUCGACUCCUGGCGCAUUGACAACAAUCCUGUAUUUGCUAUAGUCCGGUGUUUGCUUGAAAUUGUAUCGCCUUUGGAAAAUGACAGCACAGUCUUGCCCACUUGACUCUGCUUCCCAAGCCUCCGUCCCCCGACCUUCAUGUGACUUAAGUGGGUCCGCGAAUAAGCACGCCUUUGCAUUCUUACAAAUGUGCAUGUGCAGGUCAGCUCUCUUCACAAAUCCAUCAAGGUUUAGUUGAGACGCGGACUAAACACCAAACACUCUUUGAGUCUCGUCAAAUCGAUUCUGUUUUUAGCGAUUCCCAUGGCGACGGCACCAGGCGCAUUAGUCGCCGCUGAGAAAGCAGCAGCACCACCUGUGCAAGGCGGGGACUUCGAGAUAAACGAGGUAGUCUAUGUUCGCAAACAUGUCACAUCAGAGAAUUGGUAUGAGGUUUUGAGUCUUCAAGAGACCGUAAACGAAAGUGGCAGUUCCUUCAAUCUACUCCACCAUAGGGUCCCUGAAGCUUCUGGUCAAUAUGCAAAGGAUGUUUUCGAUGAGUUGCUUAUCACGACUAUCCCGGAAUACCUGCGCAAUGCCCCCAGUAGGAAAGUACACGUCGUUGUCUCAACAGGUUCUGGCACCGGCCUUGCUCUGGACUUCUAUCAAUAUGCGCUUAAGCCACUUCUCAAAUCAUUGGGGCUUUCAUCGGAGGAUACUGAACUCGGUUCAAACCAAGAUGCAUAUGCCUUAACAAUCACGCAAGACUCUCACAGUAUUCGAAGGUUUGCACGGGAUCUUAGCAUAUCUUCCAAUGGUCUAAAUGAUAAAAUCCUGCAACACACAAUUAUACUUCUGAGUGGCGAUGGUGGGACGAUAGAGCUGCUCAAUGGGAAGGCGCCUGGCGACACGAUCGAUGAUUUGGAUGUGUCGCAGCCCUUAAUAGCAACAUUACCACUGGGCACAGGCAAUGCUCUAUUCCACUCAUUGCACAAGCCCCUUUAUCCCGACUCGGAUGAGACGAACGGCCCAACGCCACUUGUACUCGGAUUACGUACACUUCUACGUGGGCGGCCAAAGCCUUUGCCUUCCUUUGAAGUCAACUUCUCGCCGGGCUCCCGCACCAUCACGUACAGCAAACUAGACGAUAACAACACGAACGUUCCGCCAGACAGUAAUGAUAAUUUCAAGGAACAAUUUGACACGAUUUCACACCUGCACGGCGCGAUUGUCGCAUCUUAUGGGUUUCACUCCCAGCUGGUCUGGGAAAGCGAUACUCCUGAAUACCGCAAACAUGGAAGCAAUCGUUUCCAGAUGGUGGCGGCAGAGUUGCUAAAGGAAAACCAUGAGUACAAUGCUAGCGUCGAAAUAGUUUCUCGAGAUGGGUCUACGCAGAGCCAACUGGACAGGGAGAAACACGCAUAUAUCCUCGCGACUCUAGUUUCAAAUUUAGAAAAGACGUUCACGAUAUCUCCGGCUAGUCGUCCACUCGAUGGUCAACUGAGGCUGGUACAUUUUGGGCCUGUUCCAGCUAAGAAAGUAAUGGAUAUUAUGAUACAAGCUUACAACAAUGGGAAACACGUGGACAUGGAGUGGGAGGGGACCAAAGGAGAGACUGAGAAAGUCGGAUAUGUGGACGUCCAGGAUGUGAAGGUGACGACUCAUGAAAAGGAUGCGCGCUGGAGGAAAGUUUGCAUUGAUGGCACUAUCGUCGAAAUACCAGAGGGCGGCUCGAUGGCAGUGACAACAGAAACGAAGCAUCAUUUACAGGUUUUGGCUCCAUGGCUAUAAAAGUCUAGAAUAUAUUCAUUUCGACGCUUAGAUACCGUAUGCACUAUUCAUCAUGGUUGCCAAUCUCUAAUUUCAAGCUUUAUUUGG
Messenger RNA from Truncatella angustata, 1935 nucleotides. Its product is annotated as ATP-NAD kinase-like domain-containing protein. The coding region runs from base 382 to 1848 and encodes 488 amino acids. The record is from RefSeq and is a predicted model, not a curated record. Gene Ontology annotation, biological process: sphingosine biosynthetic process. Gene Ontology annotation, cellular component: intracellular membrane-bounded organelle; membrane; cytoplasm. The transcript has a single exon. Lineage: Eukaryota; Fungi; Ascomycota; Sordariomycetes; Amphisphaeriales; Sporocadaceae.